GACUGAUCAACCUUGAUAUGAAAUUUUACGAUAAAUAAGAUUUUGAUAAGUCCACCAGGUCACUGCAAUUCCCACCUCCCCUUAUCUUAGCGUAUAAUUCUGGUCCCAUGAAUUCUUUUGCAGGGGUAAGUGCAGCAAGGCAGUCUAAGAAUUGCUCUAUUUCAGCCUCGUGAAGGUUCCCAAGCAUUCUCUACCACGGCACAACGCAAUUCAAUCUAUCAACCCGAUAUUCUAGUCUUAAUCAUGUCUGGGAAACGCAUGACCGCGAAUCCAAUUAAACCAUCACGAUACCGGCCGGGCAAAGCACAUCUGGAAGAAGAUGAUUCUUCUGAUUCAGGAAGUGAUGCAGAAGAGACACCUACGAUCGCGCCGCCCCCAAAAGCUUCAACCGCCAUUGGAAUUUCUAGCAGUUCAAUUAAAGGUGACAUAAACGAGAGGAGGAAAGUCGCAGCAGCUAAAGAAAAUGCGCGAAUUCAAGAAGAAAAGGCCUCGAAAGCUGCGGAAGAAGAAGGAUUUGUGACGGAAGAAGAAAGUGAAGAAGAGGAAGAAGGCAGUGAGGAGGGAAGUGAAGAAGAUAGCGAAGAGGAAGAGAGUAGUGAGGAAGAGGCGCCUAGAAAGGUUAUGAUGAGGCCGAUAUUCAUCAAGAAGGACAAGAGGAACAAUUUACCCGGGGCUUCUAAAAACGAGACUAAAACGGAAGAGGAAUUGGCUGCGGCUGAGGAAGAACGAAGAAAAAAGAUGGCAGAUGAAAUUGUUGAGGAGCAAAUCAGAAAAGAUAUAGCGGCGAGGGAAGCGGGGAAGAAGAACUGGGAUGAUGAGGAAGAGGAGGAUGAGGUGGACGAUACCGACGAUAUUGAUCCAGAGGCGGAGCUUGCAGCAUGGAAAUUGAGAGAGCUCAAACGGAUCAAGAGAGAUAGAGAGGCAAUUGAAGAGAGAGAAAAGGAAUUGGAAGAAGUCGAGAGGAGAAGAAAUUUGACAGAGGAAGAGAGGAAGAAAGAAGAUGACGAAUAUAUUGCGAAGCAGAAGGAGGAGAGGGAAGGAAGAGGGAAAAUGGCGACAAUGCAGAAGUACUACCAUAAGGGCGCCUUCUAUUCAGAUGCAUUAGCUGCAGAAGGUUUAGAUAAAAGAGACAUCAUGGGUUCCAGAUAUGCGGAUGAUGUACAAAAUCGAGAGUUGCUUCCAAAAGCAUUGCAAAUGAGGGACAUGACGAAAUUAGGAAAGAAAGGAGCGACAAAGUACAAAGAUUUGAAGUCAGAAGAUACGGGAAGAUGGGGGAACUUUGAUGAUAGAGGUCCGAAGAGAGGUGGAGGAGGGAUGGGUGGAUCUACGGAGGAUGAAAGAUUCAUGCCAGAUAGAGAUAGAGGAGGUGCUAGCGGUGCUAAUAAUGUGCCUGUGGGCGAUGAAAAUCGUCGAAAGCGUCAAAGAUAUGAUUAGGAAGUUAAUAAGUUCGAAAACUUUCCUCGUGUUAAUGUCUAUAGACGGGGUUUCAAUCUGACUUUGAUGUUGGAAGCAUUGGUCAUUCUCAAAUUAUGCAUCUAGUUCAGUUAUUCUUGUCAAUAACUCUUUAUCAUAUUCAAAUUCGAGAUUGAAGUUCAUAGUCAAGAUUCAUGAUAGUAUCUGUAUAUCUAGUAGUCGUAUCCUCUCUUAGCAGUCUGGGAGAAAUUCGCAUUAUCGAAGCUUCCUCGCCAACGAACAGGCGCUUGGUGCUUCCAUUGAGACGGACCAUUAGAAUAAUCAUUCGAACAUACUUGCGCA
Molecule: messenger RNA, 1755 nt
Organism: Botrytis cinerea B05.10
Lineage: Eukaryota; Fungi; Ascomycota; Leotiomycetes; Helotiales; Sclerotiniaceae
Exons: 1
Coding region: 244-1434 (396 amino acids)
Biological process (GO): mRNA splicing, via spliceosome
Cellular component (GO): U2-type spliceosomal complex
Molecular function (GO): RNA binding
Source: RefSeq, a predicted model, not a curated record